Messenger RNA from Hyaena hyaena (striped hyena), 156 nucleotides. Its product is annotated as 60S ribosomal protein L39-like. Gene Ontology annotation, biological process: translation. Gene Ontology annotation, molecular function: structural constituent of ribosome. The coding region runs from base 1 to 156 and encodes 51 amino acids. The record is from RefSeq and is a predicted model, not a curated record. The transcript has a single exon. NCBI's taxonomy places the organism in Eukaryota, Metazoa, Chordata, Mammalia, Carnivora, Hyaenidae. Gene Ontology annotation, cellular component: ribosome; cytosolic large ribosomal subunit.
AUGUCUUCUCACAAGAUAUUCAGGGUCGAGCAAUUCCUGACCAAGAAACAAAAGCAGAAUGGUCCCAUUCCCCAGUGGAUUUGGAUGCAAACUGGUAAGAAAGUCAGGUUCAACUCCGAGAGAGGGCACUGGAGGAGAACGAGGCUGGACCUGUAA